AUGGAGAACCACCAAGGUCCGCAGGCAGAUGGCUCACCAGCGUCGCCAACCCAACACAAGAACCAAGCUCGUUCGUAUGUCGAUGUAACUGGUAACCUCUACAGUACAGUUCCUCCAGGAUGGACGCCAGUUGUCACUGUAGAAGGCUGGACAAACGUAUUUACAGAGUCCGGCAAGCCAGUCACAGCUAAACGCAACCAAUUGACGAUCAUCGAGGAGAUUGCGACUACUACAGUUGGCGAAGAAGGACCCCCAUCUGGGAGUUCCAGGCCAGGUUGGGGUUGGGUGACUGAGAGUUCAACUUACACGAUAGAUAUCCCGACGCAGAGCUCCUCGACAGAUCAGCCCACGACUACGAGUGAGUCUACAACACAAGGAAGUGUCACUGUCCCAUAUAGUAUGAGUCUAAAGCCUAUAAUUCCACCAUGGUGGAGCGAGUCAUUUACAAACACAUUUACAAAAAGUGCCAUCACCACCGAAUCAAGCUCAACAAUUCUACCAUCCGCAACUGCAUCAGCUGCCCCAGAAGCUUCAUCCACAUCCAUAGGGGAAUGGGUUGGGAUAAUAGUUGGGUCAGUUUGCAUGUUCGUGCUGAUUGUCAUGUUUAUUCUUUCCUUCUUCUUCCGAAGCAGGCCCAAAAAACCCACCAGAGAGAACGCGAACAACAUCAACAUUAGGCUUGAAAAUGGGCCUUCUAGGAAUCGCCCGCUUGCGGAGACUAAUCCGGGUUGUGUUCCUGAGGGGUGGGAUGAUACAAGGCUGUGA
Molecule: messenger RNA, 765 nt
Organism: Fusarium poae
Lineage: Eukaryota; Fungi; Ascomycota; Sordariomycetes; Hypocreales; Nectriaceae
Exons: 1
Coding region: 1-765 (254 amino acids)
Source: RefSeq, a predicted model, not a curated record